Molecule: messenger RNA, 1130 nt
Organism: Herpailurus yagouaroundi (jaguarundi)
Lineage: Eukaryota; Metazoa; Chordata; Mammalia; Carnivora; Felidae
Gene: SDHAF1
Product: succinate dehydrogenase complex assembly factor 1
Exons: 1
Coding region: 124-480 (118 amino acids)
Biological process (GO): mitochondrial respiratory chain complex II assembly
Cellular component (GO): mitochondrion
Source: RefSeq, a predicted model, not a curated record
GGAAGUUUUGAAGCGCGCGGGCCGGAAGUGCCUGUUGCCUUGCACUGCCGUAUCUCGCAAAGGUGCUGCUGCGCCACUGUUCUUCGGGCAUUACCUGUGUGCGCCCUGGGCCCAGCUGCGGCCAUGAGCCGGCCCAGCCGGCUGCAGAGGCAAAUUCUGAGCUUGUACCGCGAGCUUCUGCGCGCCGGGCGUGGGAAGCCUGGCGCCGAGGCGCGGGUGCGGGCUGAGUUCCGGCAGCAUGCUUGCCUGCCACGCUCCGACGUGCUGCGUAUCGAGUACCUGUACCGCCGCGGGCGGCGCCAGCUGCAGCUGCUACGGUCGGGCCACGCCACUGCCAUGGGUGCGUUCGUGCGUCAGCGGAGUCCAACCCAGGAGUCCAGCGGCGCGGGGGCGCCAGGGACCCAGCCUGACAAUGGCGAUGGUCCGAGGAAUCCCCUUGACGGAAUGAGGUCACCGGAGACACCCCCCGAUGGACGGUGACAGGACGAGGAGCUUACCCGAUAGCGCAGGGGAACCGGGGGCCCGCCUGACUGUGUGGGGGGACUAGGGAACCUGCCUCAUGAAACGUGAAAGGUCUUAAGACCAGCUCAAUGGAUUGGGGAAUCAGAGAGCCCUCCUAGCGACGUGGGGUGCCAGCGACCCCCGUGAUAGAUGGUGAGAGAUGACCGACCUUGCACGAUCCAUGAUAACGGGUCGAACUCUCAUGAGGGUUUGGAGUGGCUUGGUUGCCGGCUGGCUGAACUGUGUCAAGCUGAGAGCUCCUUACCCUAAAGCAUGGGGAACCAAGACGCCUGCCGUCGGACGGAAAGAGACACCUUUCUAUUUACCUCUGGCUCCCCUCUCCUGUAUUUAACUCUGAGAAGAGCAGACUUGUUGCUGAGAAUUUUGGGAAGAUACCCUGAUGGAUGGUGAGAAGCCCCGAAUCCCCUUUGGAAAACUUUCUUCCCGUUAAUUGUGGCAGACUAGGACCUGUGGGGAAGGGGCUGGGGUAUCUUACCCCAUCUGAUCAACUGAAGACCCGUCAAGACCUAUACUUGAUGGUUCUGAGGGGAAACCCUGACUCCUGGGCCCUUCUCCUCCCAGGACUGUUGAACAAAAGGAAUAAAAUUGGAGAUGUGAUUACUUCCCUC